AUGUUGGGCACUUUUGGCCAUGUGAUUAAGACCGAUGGAAUUUUGGGUUUAUAUAGAGGGCUUUCGGCCGCGCUCUUGCGACAGCUGACGUAUUCCACCACUCGCUUCGGUAUAUAUGAAGAGCUGAAAUCGCGCUUUACAUCGCCCGAUGCACCCGCCAGCACCCUCACCCUGGUCGGGAUGGCCUGUACAUCCGGCUUUCUUGGUGGUAUCGCAGGAAACCCGGCCGACGUUAUGAACGUGCGCAUGCAGUCCGACGCAGCUCUCCCCGUAGAGCAACGCCGUAACUAUAGACAUGCCUUCCACGGACUGGUCCAGAUGACCCGCCACGAAGGUCCCGCAAGUCUGUUCCGUGGCGUUUGGCCCAAUUCGACUCGUGCCGUGCUGAUGACCGCCUCGCAAUUGGCCUCGUACGAUACCUUUAAGCGUCUCUGCAUCGACAGGUUCGGCAUGUCCGAUAACCUGGGCACUCAUUUCACCGCGUCCUUUUUGGCUGGUUUCGUCGCGACAACCGUCUGCAGCCCCGUGGACGUGAUCAAGACCCGUGUGAUGAGUGCUUCCCCGGCUGAGAGCCACGGCCACGGCAUCGUGGGUCUCCUACGAGAUAUCACCCGCAAGGAAGGCUUCGCCUGGGCCUUCCGCGGCUGGGUUCCCAGCUUUAUCCGCCUGGGUCCCCAUACCAUCGCUACAUUCAUCUUCCUGGAAGAGCAUAAGAAGCUCUAUCGUCUGCUGAAGGGUGUCUCCGAAGAGAAGCACACAGCAUAG
Messenger RNA from Aspergillus bombycis, 765 nucleotides. Its product is annotated as putative mitochondrial dicarboxylate carrier. Gene Ontology annotation, biological process: thiosulfate transport; oxaloacetate transport; succinate transmembrane transport. Gene Ontology annotation, molecular function: thiosulfate transmembrane transporter activity; oxaloacetate transmembrane transporter activity; sulfate transmembrane transporter activity. Bases 1 to 765 code for a protein of 254 amino acids. The transcript is spliced from 2 exons. The record is from RefSeq and is a predicted model, not a curated record. NCBI's taxonomy places the organism in Eukaryota, Fungi, Ascomycota, Eurotiomycetes, Eurotiales, Aspergillaceae.